Molecule: messenger RNA, 2700 nt
Organism: Liolophura sinensis
Lineage: Eukaryota; Metazoa; Mollusca; Polyplacophora; Chitonida; Chitonidae
Product: rRNA N6-adenosine-methyltransferase ZCCHC4-like
Exons: 12
Coding region: 55-1452 (465 amino acids)
Biological process (GO): rRNA methylation
Cellular component (GO): cytoplasm; nucleolus
Molecular function (GO): rRNA (adenine-N6-)-methyltransferase activity; zinc ion binding
Source: RefSeq, a predicted model, not a curated record
UUUCUCGAAGAAGGCCAAUUUUGACAAAUGACGUGAAAACUACUGCAAAGGAAAAUGUCACAUAGAAGUGGUGGCGUAGAUGUCAUUGUUGAAAGUGUUGGCGACAGUCCAUUCUGUCCCCAUGGUCCAAUGCUGAUGUUUGAGAAGUUCUGUGGCACGGAUUCCAAAGGCAGGCGUUUCUAUGCCUGUUCUGCGUUUCGAGAUCGCAAAGACUGCAACUUCUUCCAGUGGGCAGAUGAAAAAAUAUCACCAGAAAAACAGUUAGCUCGAGAUGAACGCCACAAACAGCUGGAGACCAGCGUACAAGCUGAAGGAAAACGAAACAGACGUGACGAAUUCAAGAACCUGCCACCUGAAGAGAGAGCCUUAUGUCAGACUUGUGGAAAGCUGUUGUUACCGGCAGAGAGAAAUUCUCAUGGAGAUGGUCACAGAGUUAUCUCCCCUGUAACAAAUGAUGACUUUAAACGACCAACCAGCCUUUUUGUACCUUUGGAAAAUAACAAGACAUAUGCACAAUAUCUGUUUGGGGGAUCGUCAGUAAAGUUCACCAUAGACACGGUGAGAAGGCUGGGCUUCACCAAACUGCUGUGUGUAGGAACUCCCAGAAUUCAUGAAGAAAUUCAGAACUUGAGGGAAUCUCCCACAGAAACACUGAAGAGCCUUCUGCUAGAUUUGGAUCACAGAUUUGAACAGAUUUGGCCGCCUGAACUGUUUUGUCGAUACAACAUGUUUAAUCAUUACUUUUUCCAUGGGAGAAGUUCUGAAGAAGCUUUCCACAAGUUUGUAUCCAAAGAUGCUGAUGAGAAAUUGAUUAUUUUAAUGGAUCCGCCAUUUGGUGGAAUGGUGGAAGCUUUGGCGUCAACACUGAAGAAAAUUUCUGAAGCAGCAAAUGGAUCAAAAUCUGAUGUGUUGUGUCCCAUGUUCUGGUAUUUCCCAUACUUCAUGGAGAAGAGAAUCCUGGAGGCUUGCCCAGGCUUGACGAUGCUGGAUUAUAAAGUAGAUUAUGAUAAUCACAGCCUGUUCCAUGCAGGAGACAAGGGGAGGAAGGAAGGAUCACCAGUAAGAAUAUUUACCAACCUCCCACCAUCCAAAGUGGUAUUACCCAAAACAGAAGGUUAUUGGUUUUGUAAGAAAUGUCUGCGCUAUUCAGCCCCAGAAAACUGGCACUGUCAAAAAUGUGGGAGCUGUACCAGUAAGGAUGGGAAGAGUUACGUUCACUGUGAUCUUUGUGGAAGAUGCGUGAAACCAUCACGUGUUCACUGUGAGGUGUGUCAACAGUGUGAGUUAGCUGACCACAGGUGUGGAGCUGUCAAUUCUACAGGAUGCCAUGUUUGUGGAGCUUUAGAACACAAGAGGAGAGACUGUCCAAAUAAAAGUCAUAUUUGCAGAAAGAUUCAAAAACGACUAGGAGAAAAAAUGCCACGCAAAAUCAGAAAGAGUCGCCGGAAAUAAAGCAGCUUUUGUCUUGAGGAACAUUGAAGUAGUUGUAGGAUUUAUUUACCAUGACACUAAACCACAGUUGUGCGUGUGUAUACAACAGAUAUGAUUUUUCUGUGAACUGUUGGACACUAAACCACAGGUGAGGAUGUGUAUACAACAGACAUCGUUUUCUGUUAACAGUGGGACACUAAACCACAGGUGAGGACAUGUAUACAACAAACAUGGUUUUCUGUUAACAGUGGGACACUAAACCACAGGUGAAGAUGUGUAUACAACAGACAUGAUUUUUCUGUGAAAUGUUGGACACUAAACCACAGUUGAGGACGUGUAUACAACAGACAUGUUUUUCUGUUAACAGUGGGACACUAAGCCACGGGUGAGGAUGUGUAUACAACAGACAUGGUUUUCUGUUAACAGUGGGACACUAAGCCACAGGUGAGGAUGUGUAUACAACAGACAUGGUUUUCUGUUAACAGUGGGACACUAAACCACGGAUGAGAACGUGUAUACAACAGACAUGUUUUUCUGUUAACAGUGGGACACUAAGCCACAGGUGAGAACGUGUAUACAACUGACAUGGUUUUCUGUUAACAGUGGGACACUAAACCACAGGUGAAGACGUGUAUACAACAGACAUGGUUUUCUGUUAACAGUGGGACACUAGACCACAAGUGAGGACGUGUAUACAACAGACAUGUUUUUCUGUGAACUGUUGGACACUAAACCACAGGUGAGGACGUGUAUACAACAGACAUGGUUUUCUGUUAACAGUGGCCCACUAAACCACGGAUGAGAACGUGUAUACAACAGACAUGGUUUCUGUUAACAGUAGGACACUAAACCACGGAUGAGAACGUGUAUACAACAGACAUGGUUUUCUGUUAACAGUGGCCCACUAAACCACGGAUGAGAACGUGUAUACAACAGACAUGGUUUCUGUUAACAGUGGGACACUAAACCACGGAUGAGAACGUGUAUACAACAGACAUGGUUUUCUGUUAACAGUGGCCCACUAAACCACGGAUGAGAACGUGUAUACAACAGACAUGGUUUCUGUUAACAGUAGGACACUAAACCACAGGUGAGGACGUGUAUACAACAGACAUCUUUUUCUGUGAACAGUGGGACACUAAACCACAGGUGAGAACGUGUAUACAACAGACAUGGUUUUCUGUUAACAGUGUAACACUAAACCACGGAUGAGAACGUGUAUACAACAGACAUGGUUUUCUGUUAACAGUGGGACACUAAACCACAGGU